AUGGAGACUCUUCUGUUCGCGCUUUGCGCCGCUGUUGUCGGGCUUCUUUGCCCUGUGAGGACGGCGGCUGAGGCAACAAUCACCUUGACCGGCUCAGAUAUCCCGACGUCCAUUUCGAUACACGAUGGAAUGCCAACUGGGUCAAGUAGACUCAGCCAGUCGACUUCCACGAGCAGUUCGACGUACUCGUCCGAAAGUUUUUAUACCACUACAUCUGACAGCUACACCUUGCUGGUUGGCAGCCAUACCACCAGCACCGUGACUGCAAACGAGACCACGCUGUCUGGAAACGCUACAGCUACCGAGACAUCUCGGGAGCCCCAGCCUUCAAACACCAGGCCAUGCAACGGAUACCCUGAAUUCUGUGCUCGAAGCUACGGCAAUAUCACGCAUGUGGCAGCUCAUAACAGCCCCUUUGUUCGACCGGGGAAUAUUGCUAGCAACCAGGAACUUGAAGUGGUCACCCAGCUCAACGAUGGCAUUCGGAUGCUCCAAUUCCAAACUCACUUUGUGAACGGAACUAUCUACCUCUGCCAUAGCUCGUGUGAUUUGCUAAAUGCUGGCACGUUGGAGAGCUACCUGAAGAAGGUUGCAGAGUGGCUCAAGGCCAACCCAUACGAUGUAGUAUCCCUCCUCAUCGGCAACGGAGACUUCAUCAAGGCCACGAACUUUACCGCACCGAUCCAGAGCUCUGGUUUGAUAGACCACGUCUUUACGCCCAAGAAGCCAUCGCUUGCCCUGGACGAGUGGCCCACGCUCUCUGAGAUUAUCCUGUCCGGCAAAAGGGCGGUGAUCUUCAUGGAUUAUGAAGCCAACCAGGGCGACGUCCCGUACAUCCUUGACGAGUUCGCGCAUAUCUGGGAGACCCCGUUCUCGCCAACGGACAGGAACUUCCCCUGCGACGUCCAACGGCCACCUAAUCUCAACGAGGCAGACGCCAGAAAGCGCAUGUACAUGGCAAACCACAACCUGAAUCUCGAGAUCAGCAUCGCUGGGGCCACCAUUCUCGUGCCUAAUUUCGUCCUCCUGAACGAGACCAACGCGGUAUCAGGAUUCGGCAGCUUGGGCGCAAUGGCUGGUAACUGUACAGGUAUUAUCUUCUUCUCUUUCGUCUGUGUAUACGUACUUAUAUCUCUUACAGAGAAAUGGGACCGUCCUCCGAACUUCCUCCUAGUGGAUUAUUACAAUGUGGGCAACGUAAAUGGCUCCGUCUUCCAGGUUGCUGCCGAGCUCAACAACGUCACAUACAACGGCAAAUGCUGUGGGCGAACCACUUCUCUCGCCUCUGGCUCCGUCUUUUCUGGUCUAUCCUCGAGCCUUCAAAUGAUUUACUCGGUGAUCAUGAUCAACAUUGUCGUUAUGACGAUACUAUGA
This is a messenger RNA of Microsporum canis CBS 113480, 1374 nucleotides long. RefSeq lists its product as hypothetical. The record is from RefSeq and is a predicted model, not a curated record. Bases 1 to 1374 code for a protein of 457 amino acids. Gene Ontology annotation, molecular function: phosphoric diester hydrolase activity. Gene Ontology annotation, biological process: lipid metabolic process. The transcript has 2 exons. NCBI's taxonomy places the organism in Eukaryota, Fungi, Ascomycota, Eurotiomycetes, Onygenales, Arthrodermataceae.